Messenger RNA from Agrilus planipennis (emerald ash borer), 1449 nucleotides. RefSeq names its product protein daughter of sevenless (gene dos). The record is from RefSeq and is a predicted model, not a curated record. The coding region runs from base 403 to 1449 and encodes 348 amino acids. The transcript is spliced from 5 exons. Lineage: Eukaryota; Metazoa; Arthropoda; Insecta; Coleoptera; Buprestidae.
CGUUUUGUUUCUUCUGUUCAGAAAUUGUUUGGAUUUUUGCUAACAGUUAAAUGCGUAACUGCUAAUUAAUUGCAACUUAAAUUAUCGUGAACAGGAAAAUACAAAAUAAAAAACAACUUUAUAAAACUUAUUACUUUCGAUUACUUUUGGUGUAUUCGAGUAUGCAAGUACAGCAAAUUAUGGAUGGAGUUGCUUACUAUCAGGCAUGUUAAACCAGACAAGUUUUAAAAAGCCAGGCUUCGAGAUUUAUUUAUGAAAACUAAUUGGACAUCUGGAACGUAUGUUUGCGACUACGUCUAUGGCUACUACUCUAUCGUCUUGACAUGACAAAUUAGUUAGUCAUCAGGUUAACAUAUGUAAUGCAUGAAUUUUCAAACAUAGUAAAAGAUUUUGUAACAAAUAAUGUCACGAAAUGGCAAAGAAGUGUUAUAUGAAGGGUGGUUAACAAAAUCGCCACCAACAAAACGAAUUUGGAGGGCUAGAUGGAGAAAAAGAUGGUUUUCAUUACAACCUGGUGAACUUCCAGGCCAGUACUUGCUUACAUACUACACAGACAGAAAUUGUCGUAAACUGAAGGGUGUUAUUGAUUUAGAUCAUUGUGAGCAAGUAGAUACUGGGCUAAAAUAUGAGGUUAAAAAACUUAAAUUUGAUUUUAUGUUUGAUAUUAAAACACCAACACGUACUUACUAUCUCGCUGCUGACAAUGAAAAUGAAAUGAAAGCAUGGGUUAAGUGUAUUUGUGAUAUCUUAGGGUUAGAAGCAACAACUGAGGAGCAACAACAAACAGAAAGACACAUUGCUAUUGAGUCACCUCCCACUACUGAUGUGUAUUUUACAGAAGUUAAGAAUGAACAAUCAGUUAAAAAUAAUUUUGAUUCACCACCAGUGUCUCCUGUUAGUACAGGCCCUUAUAUUCCAAUAUCUGAAUGUAUUACUGGAAGAUCUCCUACACAAGGUGCUCAGGAUUUUUAUUCUUUACUACGCCACAAUGUCGCAAAUUCAUACUUCCGUCCAGAUUAUUCAAAAAAUCAUAUGAAUGCGACUUACGAAACUUCUCCCACGUAUCUGAACGACGUAAUAAUUCACAAUGAGGGCGAUCCGAGAUUCUAUGACUCUCCAAGACAGUUGCAAGCUCCCAGAAGAACUUUAAAAAACUCGGAAAACUAUUGCAAUGUAAGGGUCGAAAAGAAUUCUAAUAUAAGUCCCUUGCAAAGUCCCACGGAUUCGGAGAGCGUUUUCACUGACGACGAUUGGACUCACAAUACCAUGUCGUCCAAUAAUAGCAAUGCAAGGAUGCCCCUCGCUUCAGACAGUUCUAUGGGAGAGGCGACGCAAAAGUUAAACAAAAUUGCUUUGGAUAACAAUUCUAGUUCACCUCUGCCUCCACCCAGACCNUUUGUUAAUUUAUUAUGUCAGGAUAUAGUCGGGACACCAAAUUUCAGGAAUUAA